Molecule: messenger RNA, 7439 nt
Organism: Topomyia yanbarensis
Lineage: Eukaryota; Metazoa; Arthropoda; Insecta; Diptera; Culicidae
Gene: Prp8
Product: pre-mRNA-processing-splicing factor 8
Exons: 8
Coding region: 151-7302 (2383 amino acids)
Biological process (GO): mRNA splicing, via spliceosome; spliceosomal tri-snRNP complex assembly
Cellular component (GO): catalytic step 2 spliceosome; U5 snRNP
Molecular function (GO): metallopeptidase activity; protein binding; pre-mRNA intronic binding
Source: RefSeq, a predicted model, not a curated record
UUGAAAAGUCACGAACAUCGCAAAAACGUUUGGCGUGAACGCGUUUUCGGUAGUCCGUGUUAUUGUUGAUUUUUAGAGGAAAAACCAUUUAAAACUGAUGAAAAAUUAGUGCAAAUUGUUCUUAAGCGAGUACUGUAAUCGCUUAUCAAAAUGUCUCUGCCGCCGUACAUGAUACCGCCCAAUCAAUGGGCCGCCCACAUGAUGGCCCAGCAGCAGGCCUACGCCGUUCAGCAAGCACAGGCCCAGCAUCAACAUCAAGCCGCGGCUGCACAGAUGCACGCCCAGCAAUUGGCUGCCACGCAGAUGCAGAUUCCUCCUCCGAUGGGACACAUUCCACCGCCGGGUCCGCCGAAACCGGAAAUUGUCCUGCCCGAGGAAAAGUUGAUGGAAAAAGCUCAGAAGUGGCAACAGCUGCAGACGAAGCGAUUCGCUGAAAAACGAAAGUUUGGGUUUGUCGAUGCUCAGAAGGAGGACAUGCCACCGGAGCAUAUUCGGAAAAUUAUUCGUGAUCACGGCGAUAUGACCAGUCGAAAAUAUCGGCACGAUAAACGAGUAUAUUUGGGGGCGUUGAAGUACAUGCCACAUGCGGUUAUGAAGCUUUUGGAGAACAUGCCAAUGCCGUGGGAGCAGAUCCGGGACGUUCCGGUAUUGUACCACAUAACGGGGGCGAUUACGUUUGUUAACGAAAUCCCGUGGGUAAUUGAGCCGGUUUACAUAGCUCAGUGGGGUACGAUGUGGAUCAUGAUGCGUCGCGAGAAGCGUGAUCGAAGGCACUUUAAGCGGAUGCGAUUCCCUCCAUUUGACGACGAAGAACCUCCGUUGGAUUAUGCUGAUAACGUGUUGGAUGUGGAACCACUAGAAGCCAUUCAGAUUGAACUGGACUCUGAAGAGGAUGGCAGCGUUCACGAAUGGUUCUACGAACACCGUCCCCUAAUCGGAACUCCCUACGUGAAUGGGUCAACGUAUAGAAAGUGGAAUUUGACGUUGCCACAGAUGGCAACCCUCUAUCGACUGGCCAAUCAAUUGCUGACGGAUCUGGUGGACAGCAAUUUCUUUUAUUUGUUUGACCCGAAGAGCUUCUUCACUGCAAAGGCUUUGAAUAUGGCUAUUCCGGGAGGUCCGAAAUUUGAACCUCUGAUUAAGGAUCAUAAUGUUGGAGACGAGGACUGGAACGAAUUCAAUGAUAUAAACAAAAUUAUUAUUCGGCAGCCAAUUCGGACUGAAUACAGGAUUGCCUUUCCGUAUCUGUACAACAAUAUGCCACAUUUUGUGCAUUUGUCAUGGUACCAUACGCCCAAUGUGGUAUUCAUCAAAACGGAAGAUCCGGAUCUGCCGGCGUUCUACUUUGAUCCCCUUAUUAAUCCGAUCGCUCAUCGUCAUGCCGUCAAAUCGAUGGAACCCCUUCCGGACGAUGAAGAAGAAUUCACUCUACCGGAAGAGUUUCAACCGUUCCUACAGGAUACUCCGCUCUAUACGGAUCAUACCGCCAAUGGAAUAUCGUUGCUUUGGGCUCCUCGUCCGUUCAAUAUGCGCUCGGGUCGAUGCCGGCGUGCAAUUGAUAUCCCGCUUGUCAAAUGCUGGUACAAAGAACACUGUCCUCCGGGUCAUCCGGUUAAAGUACGCGUGAGCUAUCAGAAACUGCUCAAAUAUUACGUGCUGAAUGCGUUGAAACAUCGCAAACCAAAACCGCAGAAGAAGCGCUAUUUGUUCCGUUCGUUCAAGGCGACCAAGUUCUUCCAGACUACGACGUUGGAUUGGGUCGAAGCUGGUCUGCAGGUGUGUCGCCAGGGUUACAACAUGCUUAAUUUGUUGAUCCAUCGCAAGAAUCUUAACUACCUGCAUCUGGAUUACAAUUUCAAUCUGAAGCCGGUGAAAACUUUGACCACUAAGGAACGUAAGAAGUCUCGGUUCGGUAACGCAUUCCAUCUGUGUCGUGAAAUUUUGCGUUUGACUAAACUGAUAAUCGAUUCGCAUGUACAGUAUCGGCUGAAUAAUGUAGAUGCCUUCCAGCUGGCCGAUGGACUGCAGUACAUCUUUGCUCACGUGGGACAGUUGACCGGUAUGUACCGGUACAAGUACAAACUGAUGCGACAGAUUCGUAUGUGCAAGGAUUUGAAGCAUUUAAUUUACUAUCGAUUUAACACGGGUCCAGUCGGAAAAGGGCCUGGGUGCGGAUUUUGGGCACCGGGAUGGCGCGUGUGGCUUUUCUUCAUGCGUGGUAUUACACCGCUGCUUGAGCGUUGGCUGGGAAAUCUGUUGUCCCGUCAGUUCGAAGGUCGUCACUCAAAGGGUGUCGCAAAGACGGUGACCAAGCAGCGUGUCGAGUCGCACUUCGAUCUGGAGUUGCGUGCGUCAGUUAUGCAUGACAUUGUCGACAUGAUGCCGGAGGGCAUCAAACAGAAUAAAGCGCGAACCAUUCUGCAGCAUCUCUCGGAAGCUUGGCGCUGCUGGAAGGCGAAUAUUCCGUGGAAGGUGCCGGGACUACCGAUUCCGAUUGAGAACAUGAUUUUGCGGUAUGUGAAGAUGAAGGCUGACUGGUGGACCAAUACUGCCCACUACAAUCGAGAACGUAUAAGACGUGGUGCCACGGUGGACAAAACUGUAUGCAAGAAGAAUCUGGGUCGUUUGACUCGUCUCUACCUGAAGGCAGAACAAGAACGCCAGCAUAACUAUUUGAAGGACGGUCCAUAUAUCUCGCCGGAGGAAGCGGUUGCAAUUUACACCACUACGGUUCACUGGCUAGAAUCUCGUCGAUUUGCGCCAAUACCGUUUCCUCCGUUGUCGUAUAAGCACGACACAAAGCUGUUGAUUCUGGCUCUGGAGCGUUUGAAGGAAGCUUACAGUGUCAAGUCACGACUUAAUCAGAGCCAGCGUGAGGAGUUGGGACUGAUCGAACAGGCGUACGAUAAUCCCCACGAAGCACUGUCCAGAAUUAAGCGUCAUUUGCUAACCCAGCGAGCGUUUAAAGAGACUGGUAUAGAGUUCAUGGAUUUGUACAGUCAUCUCAUUCCGGUGUAUGAUGUAGAACCGCUGGAGAAGAUCACUGACGCUUACCUGGAUCAGUAUCUUUGGUAUGAAGCAGACAAACGUCGGUUGUUCCCGCCGUGGAUCAAACCUAGUGAUACUGAACCACCGCCGUUGUUGGUCUAUAAAUGGUGUCAAGGCAUCAACAACCUGCAGGAUGUAUGGGACGUCUCGGAAGGCGAAUGCAAUGUCCUACUGGAAUCCCGCUACGAGAAGCUGUACGAAAAGAUCGAUCUCACGUUGCUCAAUCGACUGCUGCGUCUGAUCGUCGAUCACAACAUUGCUGAUUACAUGACGGCCAAGAACAACGUUGUUAUCAAUUACAAGGAUAUGAAUCACACCAACAGUUAUGGCAUUAUUCGCGGAUUGCAAUUUGCUUCGUUCAUCGUACAGUACUACGGCUUGGUAUUGGAUCUGUUGGUGUUGGGUUUGCAACGGGCCAGCGAGAUGGCUGGUCCACCGCAGAUGCCGAACGAUUUCCUAACGUUUCAGGAUGUGGCCACAGAGACGUGUCAUCCGAUUCGUUUGUACUGUCGGUACGUGGAUCGGAUUCACAUCUUUUUCCGUUUCACGGCCGAGGAAGCAAGGGACUUGAUCCAGCGGUACUUGACCGAACAUCCAGAUCCGAACAAUGAGAAUAUUGUGGGAUACAACAAUAAAAAGUGUUGGCCACGUGAUGCCCGAAUGCGACUGAUGAAACAUGACGUUAAUUUGGGUCGCGCCGUGUUUUGGGAUAUAAAAAAUCGUUUGCCACGAUCCGUAACGACGGUACAAUGGGAUAACACAUUCGUUUCGGUUUACUCGAAGGACAACCCGAAUUUACUAUUCAACAUGUGUGGUUUCGAGUGCAGAAUUUUACCUAAGUGUCGCACUCAAAACGAGGAGUUCACUCAUCGGGACGGAGUAUGGAACCUGCAGAACGAGGUGACCAAGGAACGUACAGCUCAAUGUUUCCUGCGAGUUGACGAUGAGUCACUGUCUCGGUUCCACAAUCGCGUCCGUCAGAUUCUGAUGGCUUCCGGUUCCACCACGUUCACCAAGAUUGUGAACAAAUGGAAUACGGCUUUGAUUGGGCUGAUGACGUACUUCCGCGAAGCGGUUGUCAACACACAGGAACUGCUAGAUUUGCUUGUCAAAUGUGAGAAUAAGAUUCAGACGCGUAUCAAGAUUGGACUGAAUUCAAAAAUGCCCUCGAGAUUUCCGCCGGUUGUUUUCUAUACACCUAAGGAACUGGGAGGAUUGGGUAUGUUGAGUAUGGGUCACGUGUUGAUACCGCAGUCCGAUUUACGAUGGUCUAAACAGACGGACACGGGUAUUACGCAUUUCCGAUCCGGUAUGUCGCACGACGAGGAUCAGCUGAUUCCGAAUUUGUAUCGAUACAUUCAACCAUGGGAGAGUGAGUUUAUUGAUUCGCAGCGAGUGUGGGCUGAGUACGCACUGAAGAGACAGGAAGCUAACGCUCAGAACAGACGAUUGACGCUGGAAGAUCUAGAGGAUAGCUGGGACAGAGGCAUACCUAGAAUUAAUACGUUAUUCCAGAAAGAUCGACACACUUUGGCCUACGACAAAGGAUGGAGAAUAAGAACAGAGUUCAAGCAGUACCAGGUGUUGAAACAGAAUCCUUUCUGGUGGACGCAUCAAAGGCACGAUGGUAAAUUGUGGAACUUGAACAACUACCGUACCGACAUGAUUCAAGCAUUGGGAGGCGUGGAAGGUAUUUUGGAGCACACCCUCUUCAAGGGUACGUACUUCCCAACAUGGGAAGGUCUCUUCUGGGAGAAGGCAUCCGGUUUCGAAGAGUCUAUGAAGUACAAGAAGCUAACCAACGCACAGCGUUCCGGUUUGAAUCAGAUUCCGAAUCGUCGAUUCACGCUUUGGUGGUCGCCAACUAUCAACCGAGCAAACGUCUACGUUGGUUUCCAGGUGCAGCUUGAUUUGACCGGUAUUUUCAUGCACGGUAAAAUCCCGACUCUGAAGAUUUCACUUAUUCAAAUUUUCCGAGCCCAUUUGUGGCAGAAAAUUCACGAAUCUAUUGUGAUGGAUUUGUGUCAGGUGUUCGAUCAGGAACUUGAUGCAUUGGAAAUUGAAACGGUUCAGAAGGAAACGAUCCAUCCUAGGAAAUCGUACAAAAUGAACUCGUCCUGUGCUGAUAUCCUAUUGUUCCCGGCUUAUAAGUGGAAUGUUUCACGUCCUUCUCUACUAGCAGAUACGAAAGACACGAUGGAUAAUACAACUACUCAAAAGUAUUGGUUGGAUGUUCAACUGCGAUGGGGUGACUACGAUUCCCACGACGUUGAACGUUACGCACGUGCCAAGUUUUUGGAUUAUACUACGGAUAACAUGUCUAUUUAUCCGUCCCCAACUGGUGUGCUUAUUGCGAUCGAUUUGGCCUACAAUCUACACAGUGCCUACGGAAAUUGGUUCCCAGGUUGCAAACCGCUUAUUCAGCAAGCUAUGGCCAAAAUCAUGAAAGCCAAUCCUGCUCUGUAUGUGCUUCGAGAACGUAUUCGUAAGGCUUUGCAGCUCUACAGUUCGGAACCAACGGAACCAUACCUAUCUUCCCAGAAUUACGGUGAACUGUUCUCCAAUCAGAUUAUUUGGUUUGUGGACGACACAAACGUGUACCGAGUAACCAUCCACAAGACGUUCGAGGGUAACUUGACUACGAAACCGAUCAACGGAGCGAUUUUCAUUUUCAAUCCACGAACGGGUCAACUGUUCCUGAAAAUCAUUCACACGUCAGUGUGGGCCGGCCAAAAACGUCUCGGUCAGCUGGCGAAGUGGAAAACAGCUGAAGAAGUUGCUGCACUUAUCCGAUCGCUGCCGGUUGAAGAACAACCCAAGCAGAUUAUCGUCACCAGGAAAGGUAUGUUGGAUCCCCUCGAGGUACAUUUGCUCGAUUUCCCAAAUAUUGUGAUCAAGGGUUCGGAGCUACAGUUGCCCUUCCAGGCUUGCUUGAAGGUGGAGAAGUUCGGUGAUUUGAUUCUGAAAGCUACCGAACCACAGAUGGUGCUGUUCAAUUUGUACGAUGACUGGUUGAAGACCAUUUCAUCCUACACGGCAUUCUCGCGUUUGAUUCUUAUUCUCCGAGCGUUGCAUGUGAAUACUGAGCGGACCAAGGUGAUUCUAAAACCGGACAAAACGACGAUCACGGAAGCUCAUCACAUUUGGCCAACACUCAGUGACGAAGAAUGGAUCAAGGUUGAAGUUCAACUGAAGGACUUGAUCCUUGCCGAUUACGGUAAGAAAAACAACGUGAAUGUUGCCUCGCUGACCCAGUCCGAAAUUCGUGAUAUCAUUCUUGGAAUGGAAAUUUCGGCUCCAUCGGCUCAGCGUCAGCAGAUUGCCGAAAUCGAGAAACAAACCAAGGAACAAUCGCAGUUAACUGCCACCACCACUCGAACUACCAACAAACAUGGUGAUGAAAUCAUCACUUCAACGACGAGCAACUACGAAACGACGACGUUCAGUUCGAAAACUGAGUGGCGCGUUCGUGCUAUCUCGGCUACAAAUCUGCAUCUUCGUACCAACCACAUCUACGUUAGUUCGGACGACAUCAAAGAAACCGGUUAUACGUAUAUUCUGCCGAAGAACAUCCUUAAAAAGUUUGUUACUAUUUCCGAUCUUCGCGCCCAGAUCGCAGGAUACCUGUAUGGCGUAAGCCCACCAGAUAAUCCGCAGGUCAAAGAAAUUCGCUGUAUAGUCAUGCCCCCGCAGUGGGGUACCCAUCAACAAAUUAACCUUCCUAACUCCUUACCGUCUCAUCAAUAUCUCAAAGAUAUGGAACCGCUUGGCUGGAUCCACACUCAACCGAACGAGUUGCCCCAGCUGUCCCCACAGGACAUCACGACACACGCCAAGAUCAUGUCUGAGAAUCCUAACUGGGACGGAGAAAAAACUAUAAUCAUAACCUGUUCGUUCACGCCCGGAUCUUGCUCCCUCACGGCCUACAAGCUGACUCCUUCAGGGUACGAAUGGGGUCACAAAAACACCGACAAGGGUAACAAUCCUAAGGGAUAUCUUCCGUCGCAUUACGAGCGCGUCCAGAUGUUGUUGUCUAACAAAUUCCUUGGCUUCUUUAUGGUGCCGGGUCAGGGCAGCUGGAACUACAACUUCAUGGGUGUCCGGCAUGACCCGAAUAUGAAGUACGAACUGCAGUUGGCGAAUCCGAAAGAAUUUUAUCACGAGGUUCAUCGACCGUCGCAUUUCCUGCUCUUUUCCAGCCUGGAGGAGGGUGGCGACGGCAACGGAGCUGAUCGGGAAGAUUUGUAUGCGUAAACAAGUUGGACUUGAUAGGACUAUUACAAUAAUAAUGUGACACUUUCGACUUCGUUAGUGGCUUUAGACUAAGUUUUGUAAAUAUCUGAUUGAUUAUUAUAAACUACACUAUGCUUUGAAUAAAGUAUGCAAUCCCA